This is a messenger RNA of Odontomachus brunneus, 3607 nucleotides long. RefSeq names its product ras-like protein 1 (gene Ras85D). Gene Ontology annotation, cellular component: plasma membrane. The record is from RefSeq and is a predicted model, not a curated record. Gene Ontology annotation, biological process: Ras protein signal transduction; epidermal growth factor receptor signaling pathway. Lineage: Eukaryota; Metazoa; Arthropoda; Insecta; Hymenoptera; Formicidae. Gene Ontology annotation, molecular function: GTP binding; GDP binding; GTPase activity. Bases 548 to 1132 code for a protein of 194 amino acids. The transcript has 5 exons.
GUCGUUAAGCCGCUUCUCUCCGUCUCCUCCUCUCAGCCGCGCGUUGCGUCUCUCGAAAGCAUGCACUGUGUGUUUACUCUGAAAUACAACGACGCGCAUAGCGCGUCGAUGACGCGUGUGCUCCUCGUAAAAAUACUCUAUUGAGGAAUUUCUCGUGUGGCGCUUGCCGACAACAAUUGUCCGGGUGCUAAGUGCACUCAGUCGCCCCACGAUUACAAUCAAUCUGUUACGUGCCUACCCACGUAGUACGUAUGUGGGGUUGCCGUUCGUUGUUCGAGAUGUGUGUGCACACAACACUACCGAUUUGUGUUGCUUUUUUCAGUUGUCAAACGCGUCCGAUACGUUGCUCUCGAAUUUGCGAGUGAUUAAAGUGGUUGUGUAUAUAUUGACGAUUACUCAUCGCAGUGUGAGUCUAUUAAGUGUAUGUAAUAAUUGUGAAUGACUAAUCCAGCAAGAAAGAGACAGGGAAAGAGUGUGUGCGUGUAAAAAGAAACGCUUUCUGACAAAAACAACAAGAGUUGUAACUUCCAACUUAAAACACUGCAUCAUGACAGAAUAUAAGCUUGUAGUGGUUGGUGCUGGAGGUGUUGGGAAGUCAGCUCUUACCAUUCAGCUGAUACAGAAUCACUUUGUUGACGAGUAUGAUCCUACCAUAGAAGAUUCAUAUAGAAAACAAGUGGUGAUCGAUGGUGAAACGUGCCUUCUAGAUAUAUUAGACACAGCAGGACAAGAGGAAUAUAGUGCAAUGAGAGAUCAGUACAUGAGAACAGGAGAAGGAUUUUUGUUAGUAUUUGCUGUAAACUCAGCUAAAAGUUUUGAGGAUAUUAGUACAUAUAGAGAACAAAUAAAACGAGUAAAAGAUGCAGAAGAAGUACCAAUGGUGUUAGUUGGCAAUAAGUGUGAUCUUCAGCAGUCUUGGGCAGUAAACAUGACUCAAGCAAGAGAAGUCGCGCGGCAGUAUGGUGUGCCAUUUGUAGAAACCUCGGCGAAAACAAGAAUGGGUGUAGAUGACGCUUUUUAUACUUUGGUCAGAGAAAUACGGAAAGACAAAGAACUUAGAGGUAAAGAGAAGAAAAAACGUAAUAAAGUCGGUAAUUCUGGACGCAGGAGACAUCGAUGCUGUCUUUUAUAAAUCCUUGGAUAACACCAAUACACUUUCACUCGACUACAUAUUACAACGCAGAAAUAAAAUAUGAAAAGCCUUACAUUAUGUUCACAGUGCACAAAUAUUUGCAGCUUAUUCUAUAGAAUAUUGUAAUAAAUUACUAGCACAAUUUUUUCUAUACAUUGAGAGGCAAGAACAAAUUACCUAAUAGAACUAUAUAAUAUUACAUACGUUUUUACUAAUGGAUUUAUGUUUCGUAAGAAAUGUUUACCCGGCAGUUUGCCAUACGUUUCGUAAUAUUCCAUUAAACCGAAGUGUCUUAACCCUUGAUUGACUGGAAGAGUGAUAACUAUUUUCUUCAUUACAUGUGUAAUGAUGUUGGCACAAAAAAAGACAUUGAAUUUCAUAUGUAUGUUUAUAGAAUCGAAAAGUUACAACUAAUUCGCGAAUAGAUUAAACUUCACGCAGAUAUUCAUGUUGGUCAAUGUUAAUUAUGUCGUUUAUAUACAGGGGAUUAUAAAAAUUUGCUACAGAAUAAACAGGCCAAUGAUGAAGAAUCCGGUGAAAUAUGGCAUGUAUGUAUUACGCGCAAAUUUAUUUUUCAUAAUUAUAGAUAUUUAGUUGUUAUAUACUACGAUCAUUCGUUGCGCGCUAAUGAAUUUUAAUUAAACAGCAAUAUUAUAAUACACUAUUACAAAAUGAAAUCUAAUCAAUGUACGAAUUGUUUUAUAACUUAUGAAUUAAGUUUUGAUCAUUGCCAUUAGUACUCUGAAUAUUAUAUGCUGAAGAAAUAAGACUUCUUUUCAUUUUUUAAAAAAGAAAAAAAAGAAAGAAGUUCUGAGUCAUAUAAAAUAGAUAUCACAAACUUAAUUCAUUAUGUGCUGUGAUUAGAUAUUCUUAAGUACAUGCCAGAUUAGUUAAGUGUUACUGUGAUUAAGUCUGCAAUUUUCAAAUAAGACCUUAUUUCGUAGCAUAAGAAUAUAUAAAUACACUCUAUUUUACAAGGAAACAUAUAAAAGUGUCUUUCAUUGAUUUUAAUGAGUUUUGAAUAUGAUGCAAAGCAGAUAAACUGAGAUUUUUUUACAUAUACUUUCUCGCAAAUUUGAAACAACCCCUCAUAGAUAACUUACUUGCAAAUAAAAUUAUUUGUUUGUGAAUAUCUUUGAAAUCGUAAAGUGUACGAAAAAAAAUAUUUAAAAAAAUUUUUAUGGGGUUUGGGAAUCAGUAAAGGACAUUUUCAUAUGUUACUUUGUAAGAAACAAGAAAUACUCUUGUCAUUAGUACAAUUUGGAAAAGAUACGAAUCAAGUAACGAAUAUUGUGUAAUUAUAUCAAAAUAAAUUCGCAUGGCGAUUGUUAAAUUUGAGGAAAGGAUAUAUCGCUUUCUUGUAUUAAUUUCUCGUGCUAUCUAUAUAUUAUUAACCAAAGGCUUAAUAUUCAACUAUAAUGUAUGUUUUUUUAUUCUCCUUUAAAUAGUGAAUUUAUUACAAGAAAGCUGUAUUUCUGCUAAUGUAUUCUUAUACAUUUAUUUUUCUCUACAGUUAUAUAGGAAUCUAAGUAUACUUAAAGUUAUUAUCUUCUAAACUUUAAGAGGAAGCGUAAGAGAAACUACUGUCAACAUAGUUGAUAUAGUAACACAGACUUACGUUUCUGUUUUACUAAUAAUUUGCUAUAAUAUAACAUAAUGCAUCAUAGUUAAUAAAAUAAAUAUAUAUUUACCAUGAUUUAUAUAUGUAUUGCGAUAUACUCACGCAUAGUUUAAUCAGUAAAGUUAUCAUCAAACGACGAAGGUAAAUACAGUACUCAAGUUAAUUGAGUAUUUUUUUCUGACAAUAAGAUAAUUUCAAUACAAUGAAUUUAUUCUUCAAUCAACAUACAACGUAAAUAUGGACUAGCCUCUGUAAUAUGUUCAAAGAACAAUCAAGGGUUAAAUCCUUCAUCAAACAAUGCAAACAAUAUAACUUCCAUAUUCUCGUAUGCGUGUACAUGUAGUAUUUUUUAAUAUUAAUGUUUCCGAGUAACGAAAAUGUGUAUAUAUAAAUAUACACGGCAUAGAUAUCAUUAUAUAAUUGAAUUUCAUAUCGAAACUUUUUAUAUAGGACUUAUUCGUUACGCGCAUUCGCUUCUUGAAUGCUUGCCUAUAAGAUCGUUAUGGCUCAUUUGCGCUGUGUGUUUUAUAAUAUUAAAAUUUUCAUACUUUUAACUUUAUUAAAACAAUAUUUUGUCAUUGGUACGAGUCUUUGGAUAGUAAAAUAUCAAUCACAAACAAUAACAUUCAUAUUUCAGCUAUUAUAAUCGAAGUUUACCAAUAAAGUUUUACAUAAAAUUCAGUUAUGUUAAUUUGGCUGAUAUCUGUUAGUGUUCUUUAAUUAUAUUAAGAGGUAUACACACACACACAUAUAUAUAUACAUAUAUAAACUUAUAUUUAAUGAAUUUCAUCUUGUCGUAUAUAUAUCAAAUUGUUAUGAUGUCAUGAUAUGGAAAUAAAAAGUUACACCUUAAA